AUGGCUCCCCGACCCCGUCACCGCGUAUUAUAUUGGGGAAAAUUGGAGUCGGCUGAAAAGCGCAGAGCCGAUUCCGAGAAACUCGCUCAUUUUCAUGUCACGAAUCUUAUUAAUUUGAGCAUACCGCAGUAUAGAUCGCAGGGCACGCAGACUGAUGCUGGAUGGGAGAUACAUGUCCCCCACAUUCAAGCUGAAGUCAAGCCUGUCGUUAAAAGUAAAGAGAAACCCAAAGAGGCGGAACAGCCCGAGCGUCCGGAAGUCAUUGGCACAUCCGUUAUACGAUUACCGAAAUUCACCAAGGGACUGGGAAGGGUAGUUGAACCAGUGAAGCCUUCGGCGGAGACCAAAGGCAAAGGUAAAGCAGUUGAAUCAUCAAAGCCAUCGGAUGCCAAAGGUAAAGGGAAAGCAGUUGAACCAUCAGAGCCGCUAGAUGCGAGAGGCAAAGGAAAAGCAGUUGAAUUAUCAGAUGCACUGAAUACCAAAGGCAAAGGGAAAGAAGUUGAACCAUCACAGCCAUCAGAGCCAGCAGAUGCGAAAGGCAAAGGAAAGGCAGUUGAACCACUAGAGCCAGCAGAUGACAAAGUUAAAUACAAGGCGGUCCAGAUGACGGUGCUGCCAGAUGAUACAGAAGAAAGCAAAGUGGCUGAACCAUCAAAACCACUAGAUGGCAAAGGCAAAGGGAAGCUACUUGAACCAUUAGAGCCACUAGAUGCCAAAGGCAAAGAGAAAGCAGAUGAACUACCAAAGCCAGUGGAUGCCAAGGGCAAAGGGAAAGCCGACGAACCACCAGAGCCACUGGAUGCCAAAGGCAAAGACAAAGCCGUCCAAACGACGAUGAUACACGAUGUUAAAGGCAAAAGCAAAGUGAUCAAACCAUCAAAAACACCAGAUGCCAAAGGCGAAGUGGAACCAGUUGAGCCACCGAAUGCAAAAGGCAAAGAGAAAGAGGUGCAGACGACAGAGCUGCCGGAUUCUAAGGGCAAAAGAAAAGUAGUCGAACUACCAACUCCGCUAGAUAGCAAAAGCAAGGACAAAGCGGUCCAAACAACAGAGCUGCCAUAUCACAAGUAUACAGACAAAACAGUUCAAACGCUGGAUACAAAAACCGAAGACAAGGCGGUCCAAACGAUGGUGCUGCCAGAUACUGAGAACAAAGACAAACCAGUUCAGACGCCAGAUAACAUAAGCGAGGACAUAUCACCUGAACCACCAGGGUUGCCGGUUAACAAAGAUAAAGGCAAAGCUGUUGAACCACUAGGGCCUCCUGAUGAAAAUGGGAAAGGCAAAUCUGCUGAAUCGCUAGGGUCGCCUGAUGACAAAGGGGAAAGCUUAGCUGUUGAAUCACUAGGCUCGCCCGAUGAAAAAGGGGAAGACAAAACGUCUGAACCAUCAGAAUUGCCAGUUGACAAGGGAAAAGGUAAAGCAGUCGAACAACCUGAGCCACUAGAUGGAAAGGGCAAGGACGAAGCAGUUGAACAACCAGAGUCCCCAGAUAGAAAGGGCAAGGGCAAAGCCAAGAACGAGGAACAUGUAUCGGAACAAGAUGAGAUUAAGGAGGCGAUAAAGUUGCUCAAUGAUGAGCACAAGGCUACUGUCUCAGCACUGAGACUCUCUUACCAGGAAGCGUUGGAUAAGGGAGCUACCGAUUCUAGCACGUCACAUUGGGAGGAACUUAAGGCAAUCGCUCAUAACUACCACAAGGCGGGAGCAAAUAUGCAGAAGGCGCUUAAUGCUGCAGCCAAAAAAACACAGUCUCUAGAUGGUAAAGGAAAAGGAAAAGCUGUUGAGGGACAGGAGUUACAACAAGCCGCAGAGGCAUACAUGCCACCAUUCUGGGAACUCACUGUCCCUACACCAUGUGAGCCGCUCGAGAGAUAUCGCUGCCUAUGGAACGCGGGACUCAGGCGCUACACCAAAUUCUACGAAACCAUAUUUAAGGAGGAAAAGACGACGGCAGUAGGGCUACCGGGAAUGACGCACUUUAUUGAGCUGUUCGAGGGGUUUGUCAAAACUGGCAUUUUACAGAGGAUGAUCCAUGCUUCUAUGAACAUAAUGACCCAGCUGAUGGACCCAAAACAGAAGGGCAAGUUUCCCAUAAAGAAUCUUUGGGACGUGGGAAACCGAGUGGAACAGAACAUCAACUACUGGUUCAAAAUAAACGUAAUAUUCCACACACGAAUGGUUUGGUAUCAGAGGUUUUAUGGCUUGUUAUCAGUCCAUGGCGAAACCACUCUACCAAUUCCACUUUCAAUGAUUGCGCCAUCGAGGGCUUUGCCAAAUUAACAGAUAGACAAUCUCAGUUGGCCAUUGGACACUGAAGCUGAGCGAAUAGGUUGCUUGCAGGGAGAGUGGCUGUCAAAAGGGG
Messenger RNA from Pseudogymnoascus verrucosus, 2365 nucleotides. RefSeq lists its product as uncharacterized. The record is from RefSeq and is a predicted model, not a curated record. The transcript has 3 exons. NCBI's taxonomy places the organism in Eukaryota, Fungi, Ascomycota, Leotiomycetes, Thelebolales, Thelebolaceae. Bases 1 to 2283 code for a protein of 760 amino acids.